UGCAAUGGGGGGCGGGGAGUUUCCAAAAAGCUACACGGAGCAACAGCUUUAAAACAACAAGUUUUCUUGUAGAGGCCUCAAACGUUUGGACCGCCAGUGUAAGCUGUGGAUAUUGUUUGUGUGUAGUGGAUGAGGCAGACAGACAUGAUGAAGAUGAGGAUGCUAUUACUAGUGCAGGGCCUGCUGCUGGCAGCAUGCUGUGAUGGCAGGGCUAGGAACCCUGUACUGGAGGAGGAACUGAAGGACACGCAGGACUAUGGGGGCUGGGAUGAUGGUGACAGAACCUCACAUGAAGCUAGGCAUGGAACUGAUCCACACAGGCAAAGCCUAGAUGUCUCUGGAACUGUCUACUAUCCCUCGGAGUAUGCCCAUGCUGGCACUAGCCAUGGGCAUGCCUCUUUGGGCAUGUCUGAGGGGACAGAAGGUGCUUCAGCGGAAAUGGGCACCCAUGGCACUCCAGCACGCACUGGGAAUUGGUGCGCGUUUGUGCACAAGCGUAUAGUCACUACGGCAGUGUCUUGUGGCACGGAGAAAUACACCAUCAAAUCCCAGAGUCCCUGUCCUAAUGGAACCCCAGAUUGCCAGCUAGUAAUGUACAAGCUCUCCACUCGGCCAGUGUACAGAGAGAAGCAGAAGAUCUUUACUGCGCUCCUGUGGAGAUGCUGCCCAGGUCACGGGGGGGAAAACUGUGAUGAAACAGUUGCAAGCAGCCAUGUCUCUGAAGCCGAAGACUCGAGCACAUCCGGAAGGCUUCAUCCUGGAGGUCCGGAGAUCCAGCAUGCAGGUUCUGAGAGGGUGAUCCACAAUCAGAAUGAGGAAGAGAAUGACCAUGAUGAUCCCAGCAGCUCUCUAUACCUGAGCUCUAGAGAGAACCAAACAGAAGAGCACGGCUACGACUAUCCUCACAGCCAACAUGAUGGCCGCGAGUACCACUAUGAGAGAGCCGAUUCCUACGGUGCAGAUGAUGAACGUACGGAGCCUCCUCCAGAAGCACCGCAAUCAAACCCUGAGCUCAUGCCCAUCCACAACUUAAAAGAGAUGAUAAUGUCUCAACUUCAGCCUGUGCUUGAUGGCUUUAACCUCACGCUGGAGCGUCUGUCUCAGGAGGUGAGGGGUCUGCAGAGGGACAUGAAAGAUCUGCAACUCCAACCUGAGGUGGAGGGAGGUGGAGGAGGAGAGGAGUUGCAGCAGCAUGAAGACAAACUAAAAGACACCUUCCAGCACCUGGAGGAGCUCAGGAUGCAGCUUAGCCUGCAGCAAGAUGAGAUGGAGGAGAGGCUACAUGCUCAGCAGACCAUGCUGCUCUACAACCUGACCAACCUUAAGACUGACGUGGAUGUCAAAAUUAAACACAACCAGAUGAUGAUACAGACAAACCUCCAGUCCCUGAAUUCCUCACUAUCAGAGUUAAGGCAGGAGCAAGAGCAGCUGGAAGAGGAGCUUCAGAUGGUUCAGACACCUGAGAGAACAAUUCUCAGCCAGACACCCCCUCGGGAGGACACAGCUGUUUGGGAGGCCAUUACCCGCCUGGAUAAUAAAGUUGUCAACAACACUGUGAGACUCAGUGCCUUAAACGAAGAGCAAGUCGAAAUGUCUCAGAACAUCAAACACCUUCAGAAGGUCUCCAAGAAUCUAGGGGACCUCAUAACCCAAACUGACCGAAAGAACGAGGACAGAUAUAUUGAGGCUUUCCUGGAAGUGGAUGGAGUCAAAACGGCAGUACAGAACCUUGUUGGUGACAAAGUCAGCAAUAUCACUACCGUCCUUCAGGAGAUGGAGGAUGACAUUGACUAUUUAUUUAAGCAGUUCUACAAGAACAUAAGCUCUGAUAGUAGAAACUGUGACUGUAAGGCCCUCAGCACCUCUGUUGCUCAGUUGAAACAGGAUGUGGCAGAUGUCACAGUGCUAGCUAAAGAAAACAGAUUAGACCUCGACAGUGCAGCAGAAGAGAGAAUAGAUAGUUGGAGGGAUAGUGACUGGCGCCCAUCGGUGGAUGAUCUAAAGUUUGGUUUACAGAACGUGCAGAACUCCCUGGCGUUUGAGCAGCAGAAGAGCAGGACACUGCAACAAAAUGUAUCUGUGCUCCACACCUCUCUCUCAGGCAGUCAACUGGACAUUGAAGCUCUGCAGGGCCAAAACAGAAGCAUGGCUAUCGAGAUAAGACGCCUGGCCAACUCCUUCAGCUCUCUGCUGAAUGAUGCCACACAUCACUCGGAAGUGCUGGAGAUCCUGCUUGGUGAGGAGGUGUUGGAGUUUAUGGACAGGUCUGUCCAGGACCAGGAGGCCCAUUCCAUACCUGUGCUGAAGGACAGUAUCAGGGACAUGCAAGAACAGAUUAACAGACACAGCAAAAGUCUGGCCUCCAUGCUGAACUCUGCUUCAUCUAGGGAUAUUGCUGCAGAUGAACCAUCGGUGCUGGCAGAGCGGACCUCGGUGGAUCUUAAAAGGAAACGAAGACACCAGAGAUUUGACCGUUUGUCAGAGAAAGCCUCAGACUACACUGAUGUUGACUUCCUUGCUUUGGAAAAAACAGUGGAACAGCUUCGGGAAAAAAUUCUCCAGCUUGAAGAGCAGCGCUGUCCGUGCUGCUGCAAUUGUACGAAAGAGGCUGCCUCUGGAGACAUGCAGGUUAAACUUCAAGCAGAGAUGACUAAAAUGCACAAGGAUCUCAAGGAGCAUCUCAGGAUUUUUAGCAGCCUUUUCACUAAUAUAGAUGGUCUAGCUGGUUCUGAAGCAACGGUAGACUUGGACAAACUAUCUGUUCUGGUGAAGAGAAAAGACACAAAACAGCAAAGGAAAAGGCAAAAGAAGAGAGCAGACAGAGGAGUGGAACAAUCUGGGGAACACAAAUUUCGUAGUAAGAGGGAUGCGUCACUUGAAACAGCAGUGCUCAGCCAGCUUCCAGAUAGCCCACUCAUGUUCCUGGCCAGCAGGAGAGAUGGCGUCAACAUAUCUGGCACAAUCGUGUUCGAGACGGUGUCUCUAAAUCGAGGGCAAAUGUACUCACCCAAGACAGGUGCAUUCCGGGCACCCACUGCAGGAGUUUACCUGUUUGUGUUGACACUGGACUUUGGGCCUGGGCCCUGCUUAGCACAGCUGAAGAGAGGCGAGGAAGUGGUAGCUUCCCUACAUCAGAGCCAGAAGAAGCCAGCAGGACCUGCUACUCGUGUCUGCCUUCUACAACUGGAACAGGGUGAGGAGCUCCAGUUGGAAAUAGUGCAGGGUACACUGGAGCCCAGCAAUCCACAGGACAAUACUUUUGCAGGACUGCUGAUUCUACAGACCACCUGAGGGUCCCUCUUCUGACCUGAAAGCGUAAGCAGAGACACACUGGGAUGAAAAGAGAUGAAUGACUGACUGCGGUUCCUAUUUCAGGUUUAUGCCUACACACCUUUCGUUCUGUUUGAUCAGUGAGUAAUUAGUCUCCAGAGGUUUAUUGUAAAAGUUGGCAUCGUUAUAUAUGACCGCACUUCAUUUUAAAACAAAGAUUUAACACACAUUCUUGUCCAUGUGUAAUGAAAGCCUGGCCGUAUUUCCUUUCCUUCCAAAUACUACGUACAUAUAGGUCAUAUUAAAAUGUUGCCUCAGCACCUUCAAUAACAAAGAACAGAGACUUAUAGACCUGUGAUGCAAUGUAUAAUAAAAUAACCGGGCAGUUAGGACUAGGCCUGGCCAAUAUACAAAAAUAACAAUAUCUUAUAGUUCUGGAAAAAAGUUAAUCAUCAAUUAUAUUGCACCCCCACCAAAGCAAUACACACGUCCACUGACCUGUCCACAUGCAGGACAGUCUCACUUUCUAUUCAUUUUUUUUUUUUUUAGAUUGUAUGCUUUUUAAGCAACUGUUUUAAUGAAACCUUCAAUUAAAAACCAAAAAAAAAAAAAAAAAAAAACACAUAGAAAACCACGCAGUGUUAUAUUUUUAUAAUUUACUCAUUUGAACCACUGGGACACUUCAGCUGCACAGAAACGUCUUUCACGAACGGCAAAUCUCACUCCGGUGAAACCAAUCCACCAUAGCCCAAGGCUCCAUAUUAACACUGUUUGAACAGUAAAAGUGCCUAGGAUGUUACGAGUAUCACCAGAGGGACCAGAACACUCCGUACAUCUAAAAGCUUCAAGGUAAGAGCCAACUUGGCUUCUAUAUGGUUAAAACUGGUCAUUCAACUUGGCUGUUUCGGUCACAGUGAAGCUGAAGCUCCAAAGCUGCAUUUAUGUUCAUGGGACAGAAAUAACAGGCAGCUUCUAACAAACGUCUCUCAAUCGCUCUCAUAAACAGAAACUAUUGUUGCACACACUUCUGAAAGGAACAUGAACCUCAACUCUCCAACAUAUUGUCCUUUAAACCUCAGCAUGGGGGUCACUUGUCAAUCAUCAAUGAUACGCAGUUACACAGUACUAUCACUAUAAGCACACAGUAAUAUCACUAAUGAUAUGUUUACACAAUCAAAAGCUCAUAUGAAAUGACCCACAAACACUCAGACUUGUGUAGUAAAAUGGAGUAUUUACUGAAUACAUUGGGCAAAUAUUAUACAUCUUAUAUUUGUAUUCUCUUGGCAAACUCAUAAGGCACCCAUUCAGCCAGGAGCUAGAUAAAAUGUGUGUUAAUUACAUACUGGGGAGUCUUUUAGUAGCUAUGUAUUAGGUAACACAGGGAGGGGCUGGGUAAUGCUUUGGCAAAGCACUUUCCAAUAUCUGCAUUUCAGAGAUGCUACAUUUCAAUUGUUAAGGCUCCAAAGAUACACAAUUUCAUAAAGACGUCAAAUGGGGAAAAAAAACAAAACAAAAAGAAAAACGAACAAGAAGAAAGUGUCCGACAAAAUGUCCUAGCCCAUAGUUUAGAGGCCAGCCUUGCACUGAGGGCUCACGUUUUAGUCAGCAUCAUAAAGUAAGGCCACUGUGUGAAACUCUGUUAGGAACCCAAUUUAGACGGUUAGCUUUGAUGAAUGAAAUGUGAGAAAUGAAACACAGGUGCUUGUACAGGAAAUACAGCUGGCUGCUCCUUUAGACCACAGAUUACAUACACAGCAACUGUUUGAAAGAAAUUUAAAGACAUAUUGACUUAUAUUUCAUGUGCUCUCUACAUACGCAUGCAGAUUACCAUUAAAAGUUUUAAAUCAUUUCCCAUAAGGAAAUUUUUUUCCCAAUAACUUGUACAAUGUGGAUUUAAGCAUUACAAUUUGCCAACAUGUGUAUUUAGAUGUUUGAUUCAAUACGUCCAUAAUUCUGCUUAUUUACAAGUAAAUAAUAUAAUGUAAAUAUACUGUAAAUUUUUAUUUUUUACAUUUUUUCCUCAAGUUAUCUGCCAAAUUAUACCUUUCUGUUCAUCAUUCUGGACACAUCUAACACUUCUAGCAUAGUAGAUUCAUUUUCCGCAUUCAUCUAUAUCCACAUUUGUUAUAUAUUACUGAAAGCACUGACUCCAAACUUUUGAACAGUAGUGGGUAAACAUAUACAGUACUGUGCAAACGUCUUAGGCAUUAUUGUAAAUGGGUAAGUAAGCAUUCAUUUGCUCAACCCCCCCCCACCCCCCUAAAAAAAUAAUAAUAUUGUAUUAUUAUUGUUUAUUCAAAUAAGUAGUGAUUUUAUGCAUCACGACAUAGCUUAACCAUUCCUCAUAUUACAAUAUAGAUUACGCUCUCCUCAUGGAAGCUCAUACUUUAAAGAGUUUAUUCCGGAAUGCCUUAUAUUCCUUUGUAACAAUUUUGGAUAGAUCACGUUUUUGAAACGAAUAGCUCAUUAUAAAAGAAACACGCAAAUAUGUAUCAAACGUGGUAUUAAUCCUCAUCUAGCACUGUUUGUGUAAAGCCCACGCCCAACAACGUGCAUCAUAAAAAUGGUCUAGAACGCUUUUUUUGAAUGUUAUCACCUGCUUUUUUUAGACUGUUGUAACAACAGAAUGAAUACAAGUAACAGCAUUUUUGCUGGGAAAAAACACCCAAGACUUUUGCACACUACUGCAUACACGUCUGUGUCAUAUUUGCUAAUGUUAUAUAUUUAUAUUUUUAGAGCAAAGUUAUUGAUUUAUUUUUCUGAAGAGCAUUUUAAGACAACCUUAAUCAUUUAUUUUUCUGGGUUUUAUUUUACCCCUCUGCAUAAUAUCUUGAAAAUGUUGGCAUCAUUUGACAAAGCAGCAUAAUUAGUCUGGCACUAAAUGGAAGACAUACUUUGUAAUACACAUUCUGUGUGUAGAGAUUCAUAAAGUGAUUAAACAGAAAAGAUGUUAUGUAUCGGGAGGAGUGGGGUAGCGGUUUCCUGUACCACUAAAUAAUAAACAUUUGGGAAAGACAACA
Pygocentrus nattereri (red-bellied piranha) is the source of this 6290-nucleotide messenger RNA. RefSeq names its product multimerin 2a (gene mmrn2a). The coding region runs from base 130 to 3291 and encodes 1053 amino acids. The record is from RefSeq and is a predicted model, not a curated record. The transcript has 8 exons. Gene Ontology annotation, molecular function: protein binding. NCBI's taxonomy places the organism in Eukaryota, Metazoa, Chordata, Actinopteri, Characiformes, Serrasalmidae.